Molecule: messenger RNA, 1430 nt
Organism: Mercenaria mercenaria
Lineage: Eukaryota; Metazoa; Mollusca; Bivalvia; Venerida; Veneridae
Exons: 3
Coding region: 186-1430 (414 amino acids)
Source: RefSeq, a predicted model, not a curated record
UUCAAGUUCAAGUUCAAAAACAUACGGAAAUGAUACUAGUAUAUUACACCCAUUCAGAAUGACUUUACAGUAACAGCCGUAAUAUAGAUCUACAGCCUAUUAGAUAAUUCUUAAUCAGAUUUAGAAUUAUGGAUCCGCAUACUCAUAAGUGUGUCGCAUUUAUAUUACUUUUGUAAACAAAAAAAAUGAUCGACAUUCAAACAUAUCGAGCUCGAAUCGGACGUUUUUGUCCGAGAAUGAAGGCCGUGUUUGACCUGGACACCCUGCAUGCAGUAGGUGUCGUCGGAUUCAUUGGUAUGCUGCUAUUUAUUGCUGGGAUAGAGGUGAAUCCAGGGCCAGUCCAAGUGGAUGAAUUAUCCAUGGCAUUGCUACCAGAGAAAUGGUCGACCAGUUUCAUUGCCAUUAAGUCAACAGGCAACGGGAAUUGUUUGUACAAUGCAUGUUCGUUAGCCCUUUGUGGUGUAUGUCCUGAUUUAGCGGCUUUAGUAUUCCGUCGUACAGAGCUGACAGAUGACGAAAAGUACCACAUUCUUACCUUCAAUGUGAAUAGACUCUUGAAAUAUCCUUCUAGUAAAAAUAGAAGAUAUAACCCAUCUUGGGAAACAACCUACAGCUGGCUGCGGUACUCGGUGAGUCAAGACGGGGUCUUCUGUGCGCCGUGUUUUGUGUUUGCACGCAAGGAUCUUAGACACACCGAAUUUACUUGUAUGGCAUUUAACGAUUGGAAAAAUUCAGUAGGUGCGAAAAGGGGCGCACUGCCAACUCACGAUUCAUCUCAAGCACAUAGUGAUGCAGUAACAGCUAGUGCAAUGUUUUUGGACGUGUAUAAAGGCAGUAGAGAACCAAUAAAUGCGUCACUAAGCACAGCCUUUUCUGAUAAAAUAGCUGGAAAUAGACACCUUCUUAUGGCUAUUAUUAAAGUUAUAAUAAAAUUUUCAUCUCGCGGAAUUCCUCUCAGAGGAAGUUGGAUAAAAGACCAAAACCGCAAAGACAGUAAUUUUGACUACUUUUUAGAAUGGAUAAGCACAAAUGACGAAAAACUUUACAAAAAUCUAAUAAGUAGCCCGAAAAACGCAAAAUACACAUCACCACAAACACAAAAUGAAAUUAUUUCUUGCAUUGGUGACUACAUACGUAAGAAGAUAGUGCGUGAUGUUUCUGAUUCUCCCUUUUUUUACAUAAUGGCGGACGAAACGACUGAUAUAAGUGUGACAGAACAAAUGAGUGUGUGUGUGCGUUAUAUAGCUGGUAAGGAAAUCCGUGAAGAUUUUAUCGGUUUUAUUGAACUGCCAAAGACCGAUGCCGAAACAAUUACAGUUAAGCUAACUGAGAGUCUAAAACAAUGGAAUCUAGACCUAUCCAAGUGGCGGGGGAAAGGUUUUGAUGGGGCAGCUACAAUGGCCACGUUAAAGGUGUUCACUCGCGCAUAG